AUGGGCAAGUGUCCAGAAGCCCCAGGGUCAAGCGCCACAGACGCCGAGCCGAUAACGGGAUCUCUCACUUUCAAACAGCUCAUCAUUUACAUCAACUAUGCAUGCUUCGCGCUCACUGCUAUUCUAUGGCUCGGCCUAGCCAUUCCACAUCUGCGGCGUUACAAGGCACCGGACGAACAACGGCCUAUCUUUCGCAUCAUCUCGACUCCAGUGGUUUUCUGCACUAUUGCACUCAUCGCCGUGCAUGCCUACAACGCGGCCGAAUAUUUGGACCCGAUAGCCAGUCUCUACGAGGCGUAUGCUCUUGCAUCUUUAUUCUUGCUCUACGUCCAUUACGUUGUGCCGGAGGCGCACAAUCGCGAUGAGUUCUUCCACAACCUGGAGAGCACGACCAAGGAUGGAAGACCGGUCCCUGGAGGUAGUCUGCGCUGGUUUCGUCGGGUAUGGCGGACCGUUUUCGGCUUUGUCGUGAUAUAUACGAUCCUCAUCGUCGUCCAAGAGGUCCUGCAGGCUACUGGUCACGCCUGUGCGACAACCAAGAAAGGAAAGCGUGGGCAGAUCAUACUUAAUGUCCUUCAAACAAUCUCGAUGGUCUAUGCACUCAUUGCAAUCUUAAGAUUCCAGCGUCGCUUGAAGAAGUUCAUGGAGGGCCGGCGAGCGAUCAUGAAGUUGAUUGCAUUUAAGCUAUUCGUCGCAAUCCAAGUUCUACAGCGCUUUAUCUUCAGCAUCGUGAGCACGAGAGUCUCAGGCAAUUCCAAAAUCACGUUCCGCGAUAUCUCAGUUGGACUCCCCGCCCUACUGACGUCGAUCGAAAGUUUGAUCUUUACAAUCGGCUUUUACUUUACUUUCCACUCCAAGGAGUAUCAGGACGGAACGGCUGCGCCAGGGAAGAAGUACAGUGGUCUACGUGCCUUGAUACAUGCACUCAGUCCUGGUGAUCUCAUACGUGGUGUCCUCAUUGCGUUCACGGCAUGGAAGCCAUCGGGAGCGGGCAAUCGUGAUCAUGUUUCGACGGUUCACCACACUACGGCGAAGCCUGUGUGA
Molecule: messenger RNA, 1044 nt
Organism: Exophiala bonariae
Lineage: Eukaryota; Fungi; Ascomycota; Eurotiomycetes; Chaetothyriales; Herpotrichiellaceae
Exons: 4
Coding region: 1-1044 (347 amino acids)
Biological process (GO): transport
Cellular component (GO): membrane
Molecular function (GO): transporter activity
Source: RefSeq, a predicted model, not a curated record